This is a messenger RNA of Neoarthrinium moseri, 918 nucleotides long. RefSeq lists its product as uncharacterized. Gene Ontology annotation, biological process: carbohydrate metabolic process. The record is from RefSeq and is a predicted model, not a curated record. Gene Ontology annotation, molecular function: hydrolase activity, acting on carbon-nitrogen (but not peptide) bonds. Lineage: Eukaryota; Fungi; Ascomycota; Sordariomycetes; Amphisphaeriales; Apiosporaceae. The coding region runs from base 1 to 918 and encodes 305 amino acids. The transcript is spliced from 4 exons.
AUGGCUCCCAAGAGAGUCCUAUGCGGCUAUGGCGUAGAUCUAGACGCAGUAGCCAACUGGAUCAACACUUGCGACGGGUCAAAGCAGAACCCGACCAACGUGUCGCGCGGCGUCUUCGGCGCCACGGUGGGCGUGGACCGGCUGCUGAAGCUGUUCGCCAAGUACGAGAUCAAGGCGACGUGGUUCACGCCGGCGCACACGAUCGAGUCGUUCCCGGCGCAGGUGGGCCGGAUCCGCGACGCCGGCCACGAGCUGGGCCUGCACGGGUACACGCACGAGUACCCGGCCCAGCUGACCGCGGCGCAGCAGCGCGACGUGCUGGCCAAGUCCAUCGCCGUGCUGACCGACUUCUGCGGCGGCGCCCGGCCCCGCGGCUACACGGCCCCGGCCUGGGCCACCAGUAAGGAGCUGAUCCCGCAGCUGGAGGAGUUCGGCGUCGUCUACGACCACUCGUUCAUGCACCACGAUGUUCAGAUGCACUGGGCGCCCGACACGUCGGCGAGCGACUGGGUCGAGACCAACCACGCACACGACGCGGCGUCGUGGAUGCGGCCCAUGAGCAAGCUGAAGCCGUCCAAGAUCGUCGAGAUCCCGGCCAACUGGCACCUGGACGACUGGCCGCCGUUCCAGCCGGUGCUGGGCAAGCCGAGCCACGGCUACGUCGACACGGACGUUGUCUUCCGGCUGUGGAAGCAGCAGUUCGACUUUGCGUACCGCGAGUACGACCAAUUCGUCUUCCCCAUCUCGAUCCAUCCCCAAGUUAGUGGGAAGCCACACAUCAUUCUCUUGCAUGAGCGCAUCAUUGAGUAUAUCAAUGGGUUUGAGGGCGUAGAAUGGAUGCCAAUGGCAGACAUGGCGCAGGAAUUCCUCGACGGUAAAAUUCCUGGGGCUUCGAUCGAAGGUGGUGUCGACCUUUGA